This is a messenger RNA of Babjeviella inositovora NRRL Y-12698, 1097 nucleotides long. RefSeq names its product dolichyl-diphosphooligosaccharide--protein glycotransferase. The record is from RefSeq and is a predicted model, not a curated record. Gene Ontology annotation, cellular component: oligosaccharyltransferase complex. The transcript has a single exon. NCBI's taxonomy places the organism in Eukaryota, Fungi, Ascomycota, Pichiomycetes, Serinales. The annotation marks the transcript as partial.
CAAAUGAAACACUUUUCCUGCUUGGGCUACAUUUUUGCACUCUUUGUGCUCUGCCAGCUUGCGACCGCCGGUUUGAUGAAGGAGCAGUUGAAGCAGCUUGCGCUAGCAUCGCCAGACGGGAUCAUCCACGCUGACGACCACUUGUUCAAACAGCUCUUCUACGGCGCCAGAAAGGACUACUACCUAGCCACCGUAUACACAGCUGUGCAUCCGCAAUUUGGGUGCAGUUUAUGCGGCAGUUUUGACCCCAGCUUCCGCACUGUAGCUGCUUCCUGGAACUUGGAGAGACCGGACUCGGAAGAGUUGUUCUUCGUCAUCCUAGACUUCAGCGUCAAUGAGCAGACCUUCAACAUGAUGAACAUGAAGACGGUACCGCACUGCUGGAUCUACGGCCCUACCGAUGACGUCGCGACAAAGCCUCAGGAUGAACACUUCGGGUAUAAGAUUCCGGAAGAUCCGACUGCGUUGCACUUUGCUGACUUCCUCUCCAAACUUUUGUCCACGAGUAUCUUGGUGCACGUGCCGUUUGACACCCAAAAGUUUGUUAAAACCUUUGCCAUCUCGUUUGCGGUUAUUCUCUUCCUUAAGAAACGUGCAGCGAAGCUCAAGGACAAGUUGGGGGGCUCGUUUGUGUACUGCACCGCCUGCAUCUUGUUAACUGUGCUUUUUGUCACCGGCUUCAGCUUUGCCAAGAUCAAACUGGUUCCGUUGCUUGCCCGUAACGAGCACGAGGAAAUCAUGUACAUCAGCGGCGGAUACUCGUACCAGUUUGGUAGCGAGAUCUUCAUCAUCGGCGCGAUCUACUUAGGGCUAGCGGCUCUUUUUGUGACUUUGAUCGCCAUCCAGAAGGCGCCAUCGGACCAGAUACAGCUCAAGACCAAGAACGCGGUCACCAUUUUGUGCUGCGUCGCGUUGUACGCGUUGUACAGUGUGCUCACGAGUAUUUUUUUGGGAAAGAAUCCAGAUUUCCCCGUGGUUUUGCACAGGAUUUUCUAACCUUGAUAUAUAUUAUAGAUAUGCUGCCUAGGCAAUAUAGUGACGAAACAAUGGGAUACGUUGAAAGGCCCAAUGGACAUAGGCAAUUUGAAAUUAGUAGC